Messenger RNA from Schistosoma turkestanicum, 3740 nucleotides. The record is from the annotation of a GenBank genome assembly. Lineage: Eukaryota; Metazoa; Platyhelminthes; Trematoda; Strigeidida; Schistosomatidae.
GGGCUAUACAGACCUAACAUGAAUAUACGGGUCUUAGUGUUCGUUCAGACUGUAGUUCGCUUCGUUCAUCUCCAAAUUACUUCUUUUACUUGUCUUCUUAUCUACUAGCGGUUUCUCACAUUCCCGGAUAGUAUGCUUCACCACUACAACCUUUAUCAUCCAUCUGGUCUUCUAAGAUAAAAUUUGCGAGUACUGUUCCUUAUAAAUACUCCUAGUUAUGAUAGAUAAUGUAGUUGCCAUGUUUAACUCCUUGUUUUAGAUGUUCUUUCUCGUGACUGCCGCGUCCUACCCAACCAGGAUUUAUUGUUACACCAUCCGGUUACCAACUUCCUUCAAGUUGAUAAUCUUGAAGGCAGUAUGGUUCUAUUGUCCCACAAUAUGACUCCCUAUCCACGCAACUUCUCUUGUGAACUAGUUGUGCAUACACCCGUUGAAAAUGCCAGAAUUAUGAUGAAAAUUGAAGAGUUUUAUAUACCAUCUAAGACUCCGAAUUGUGUCGAAAAUUAUUUAUAUGUAUUCGAUUCUAACACAGCAAAGUCCAAGGCCAUGGUAAGUCUGAUAUAACACUUCCUGUUACUGUGAAAAUUUGCAAAUGACUAGUGUAGGAUGUUUUAUCUUGUACCGUGUUUAGAUUUGUAUUGAUUGUAUCAUCGACCGCCUAAUGUUCUGCAUAUGUAUUGCAUAAGUAUUUGAUUGUUUUGUUGCAUAUAGACAGAAGCUGGUGGAGAACGUGGUUUAUGUGGACCGGACUAUCCAAAGAACCUUAUAUUUACGUCGAGGUCCUAUAUAUGUAUAGCUUUCCAUACUUCAUCUCAACGACCUCUCAUUUUACCUGGUAUGAAACCAGGAUUUCGAGUUAUUCUCACUGCAAUUCAAGAAACUCGAAAUAACAGCUGCCCAUCAGACAACUUUUACUGUGGUCCAGUUCCCCUUUUUAUGGGGUCACAUUCUAUGAUGACAUCGAAUUCACUUAGUGCAGAUAGUCGGUUAUAUGGCUCGUUCUUAUCUCUUCCUCAAAAUAUCCGUCAUUUAGAUGAAAGAUUUUCAACUUAUGACGAUAAACAAUACUUGGGAUAUUGUAUUACAAAGAAGAGUUUAUGCGAUGGUAUUGUGAAUUGUGAAGAUAGGAAAGAUGAAGAAAUCUCUCGUUGUCAGGCUUUUAUCGAAAUGAAGGAUUCAAAGAGUCCACUACUUACUGUUAGCGAUGCAAGUGAUAUCAAUAACUGGUUGUCUGGUUUCCUGUCACUUGGUGUGCCAGCGUCUAUUGCCAUAGCUGUCAGUACAAUUGUUAUUUUCACAUUGGGUAUCGGAGUUGUGAUAUGUUGCUGUCAUCGUUGUUGUCGAAUGAAUCAAACAUACAAUAAUCAGUAUUCAGAUCAUAGACUUGCCUUUAGAAAUGAUGGAAUUUUCUAUGAUACUUUUAAUCGUCCCAUCUCUACAACAAAUAAUAAUUUUGAUUAUUCUAGAUCUCAGCAUUUGGAUAUAAUAUCUGUCAAUGCUGGUGUACAGUCUCAGUUAUCAGACCGUAUAAAUUUGAUAUCUCAUGCAGACGGUGACCAACAAAAUAUUGCCAGAAAUUGGCCUCAAACUGUUUCUUUUUCUUCAGACAUUUUGAUAUCCGGGAGGGAAAGUUGUUCACAACAACGUAACCAUAAUAUGCCUGUUCAACGUUACCAAACGCUCAAUCAAUAUCUCACAUCACCUCAGAAUAUGACUCAAGAAAAAGAAGCUCAAUCAUACUGCUUUAUUCAAACUCCUUUGAAGCUACCACUGAUAGACAGGCAUUAUCCUUUAUUGAAUCUUUCUAUUGAAACAAUAGGACCCCAGUAUUUUGUUUCUGUUAGUCGACAUGGUAGUGACUCUUACUCAUCAGUUAAUACGAAUUCGGCGAGAGUAUACGAUCAUUUUCAAAAUGGCCCACCAGGACCUCCGCCUGCUCUAAUUCACGGAGCUCUAGACAGUCCAUGCAUUUACAGAAGAGACCAAUUGUGUUGUUAUACACCACCACCCUAUGGAGCAUGUAAUGUCCCACCUGGCAGUAGUGUGACGGCAAGUAGCAGUAGAACUGGCACAACAAGUGGUGGUCCACGAGAAUCGUUAAAUUCAGGACGUGAUCAUUCAGCUCCUGCAAUGGGACAAAUCACUUCGGGGAAUGGGAGUUGCAUUGAAAUAAGUAAUCAACAGAUAGAUGGAGAAGAAUCAGCAUUACAUACUAAUACACCUAUAGAAACUAUAUCACAUGGCGGUGAUCUUAGUCUGAAUGGUGGUAUUGUUUAUUUGGGUAACAUGUACAGACCGCUAUCUCCACAAAAUUCCAGUUUAUUUCAAGGAGAGAAUUGUGGUCAUGGUUCAGUUACUAGUAGUGGUAGUUCAUAUGAUAGAAAAUCUCAUCAGUACUUUCGUAGAGAAAUAAAGUCUCAUCAUGAUAAUGCUCAUACCUAUCUGAGAAGAAAUCCUCACCAACAUUCUACUUACGAUUCGUUUAAGAACAGCUCUAGACGCCUAAGAACAUCCCAUCAUCAACAUCACCAUCAUUUAAAGCAUCGUAGAUCAGCUGAUCCUAAUCAUACUAUUUCAAGCGGUUCACAUACAUCAGUUAGUUCACGUUCCGGUGUCUUAUCUAAUCCACUUCAAUCAGCUUGUGAUGUUCACGAACAAUCUUUGGGUCAAUGUCCAAUAUCUACUGUAACAUCCAGUUCUAAUACUACUGGAACAUCGAACCACCAGCCUAUCGUAUUCCCUGUACAGCUGUAAACACGUGUACGUACUAAGUUACUGAUGCUUCAGGAUAUUUAUUUCGAAUUGUUUUCGUUAAAGGACUAGAUACUCUUUGCGGUCAUAAUGUAAACACAAACAAAUAAUGUAUCAGUAGUUCUACUUCUCUUUAUUCUUAAUUAUUUGGUCAAUUGUAAAGCUAUUUCUUAUUUUGUUUCUUUAUUUUUAAAUACAAUAUUUGCAUUUUUUUUUUACUUAUCUCUGUAUAGUUGUGAUUUUGUUGCAUUUCAUAUUUCAUCUGUUUAUUUUUCGUUGCUGUAUACUGAUUUAGUGUUGUGAAUUGGUAUUAGUAUAUCUCAGUUAGUUGCUUAAAUACACAGGGUUAGUUUGAGUCAUAAAGAAGUUAUCUUAUAUGUAUGAGAUCUCAGUUUUAAUUUGUUUACAACUUCAACUAUGAACAGGGUUUUUUCUAUAUCGUUUCAUUAUUUUACAUGACUAACUAUCUGUACUACAUCAACCCUCAUUCCCUACUUCUUUUUCCUCUUGCUCAUCACAAAAUGUAAAUAAUUUCUUGCCUGUUUAUCUUUUCUUCCUUUUGUCUUCAAAAAACUAAUUGUGUACAUGUUUUCAUUGUUUCUGAAGUUGUUCUUCCUCUAUAAAUACAUCCUUAUCCUAUUCAUCUUAACAUUCGGCUUCUAACCAGUGAAUCAUCAACACAAAAACCCACUCUUCUCAGAACACUCUGUUAGUUAUUCCUUCCCUCUCUCACAUUCAACAGGUUUCUUUUUAUUUCCUGUCAUUAUUAAUUUAUUUUAUAGUUGUGUAAUCUCAUCAGUCUUUCACAGAGAAAUUUCAUCAGUGUUCUACAUUUUCAUGUCUGAUUUCAACAAAACUUGACUUAUAUGGAAGCAUUUUCUAUAAUCUAUGGAAAUCGUCUAUUUUAAACGUUGCAUUAUAUUAACAAUUGUAAUUAUACAUAUUCUAAUCACACACAGGCACUAGUCUGCUCAACUAAUUCAUUUUUU